GUCUCAGAUCUUUGACCGUGCCUAAACACACAUGGCACGCGACAAAAGAAUGGACUAGCGCCAAGGACUGUCUCAGAAUGCUAACCGUGGUAUUUGUAUCGCUGUUUUUGCUCUCGAAAACAGUGAAUUGUGUGUGCUAUCAGCAGACUCCGGCAUUCCCGCCUCCAGAAUGGACAGGCCUAGCCUCGGACUUGAGCUCUACCUUUGCGAGCAUCGAGAGCAAACUGCGCCAAGUCGUUAGCAAAGAGCAAUACGAAAACACGUCGUACUCAGUUGAAGUGACCUCGGCGUCCGAGACUUUAUGGGAAAGCCAUGCCACAGCUCGCAGACGUAAUGAAACGCGGCCCGGUGUCAAACACGUCGACUCGUCGAGCCAGUACAGAAUCGCUUCGAUCACGAAAGUUUUCACGGCCCUGGGCAUUCUGUUCCAGCAAAGACUUGGAAACGUAAAUUUGGAUGACCCCGUCCUCAACUAUGUGGAAGAGUUAAGGUCGGACGAGUACGAAUUGCCGUGGAAGGACAUCACGCUGCGCAUCCUCGCCUCACAGGCAUCUGGUCUUCCUCGAGAGUUUGCCCAGGCUGAUAUCAUCAAUUCCGACAUAGAUCCUACAUCCCUUGGUCUGCCGCCCGCUUCGGGAAAGACGGCUCCCAAUUGUGACGAGAACGAUGAGUACAGACCAUGCAAUAGAACCCAGCUCCUCGACGGCUUGAAGCAUCGAGGACCCGUUUUUGCUCCUAACCAAAGAUCGACCUACAGCAACCUGAACUUUGAGGUACUAGGCCUCGUACUCGCAGACGUCACAAACAUGACGUACGAGCAGUACGUCAAAACCGCCAUCUUCGAGCCGCUCAACAUGACGAGCUCGAGCUUCGACAAACCUCCGGACGACCGCGCCGUUCUUCCCCUGCUGAGGAACGGAAACAACUACUGGGAUUUCGAAGAGGGCAUCCAGAGCCCUUCCGGCGGAAUCUACAGCUCUUCUGCGGACAUGUCCAAAUUCGUCCGGUACAUCCUGACCCACUACAACGCGCUCGCCACGGGCGUGAACUGGCUCGGGCCCUCCGGCUGGUCUGGCGGACUUCACAGCUUCUACGGAAUGCCUUUCGAGAUUUUCCGCACCGACCGAAUCCUGCCCAGCAGCAAGAGGCCGGUGACGUUUGCCACGAAGUCGGGCGGGCUGCCUGGCUACCCGUCCCGCAUCGUGAUCAUGGAAGAAUACGGUCUCGGCAUCACGGUGUUGGUCGGCGGCGAGGCCGCGUUGCUGCUGGAAAUUGUAGAGAUCGUCACGGUCGACUUGGUUCGCGCAGCCGAGGACGCGGUCUGGCGACGUAUCGCGUCAACUUACGCCGGGUCGUUCACUGCGGCGGACUCGAGCGUAAACUCUUCAUUAACGCUCGACUCUUCAGCGUCGAAGGGGUUGCAUCUCAAGUCAUUCAUAUCCAACGGAACCGACGUGUUUGCUACGCUGUUUCCCAUAUUUGUGCGGGAUACGUCUCAAGCGUGGUAUCCUCAACUCACGCCGACGCUUCUCUUCGAAGACGAAGAGCGUAAGCGCGGUGAGAUAUGGCGCAUUAGCGUCGUGCACGAGCGUCCGAAGGAUGGCGUGUCGAAGAGAAAUGUGUGGGACGACGAUUGUGUCGCAGACAUGGACACGGUUAGUUAUGGCGGGGAGCCGAUCAACAAAAUAAUAUUCUGGCAUGAGAAGAAAACGCUACAGCUUCCUGCUUGGAACGUGACGCUAAGGGCUCCCGCAGCGACUCCAAACGGUGCUGAGCUCGUGAUGCAAGGAUGACAAGCAUAACACUUCACUUUAUCAAUUGUGCUCUUGUAGUUUCAACUGCGGUCCAUUGGCUCCGAACGCAAACGCAACUUAAGAAAGCCAGCAGAUCCGUGUUUCACCA
This is a messenger RNA of Verruconis gallopava, 1902 nucleotides long. RefSeq lists its product as uncharacterized. The transcript has a single exon. Lineage: Eukaryota; Fungi; Ascomycota; Dothideomycetes; Venturiales; Sympoventuriaceae. The record is from RefSeq and is a predicted model, not a curated record. The coding region runs from base 78 to 1793 and encodes 571 amino acids.